Messenger RNA from Brassica rapa (field mustard), 5430 nucleotides. Its product is annotated as transcription factor TGA4. Gene Ontology annotation, molecular function: DNA-binding transcription factor activity; sequence-specific DNA binding. The record is from RefSeq and is a predicted model, not a curated record. Gene Ontology annotation, biological process: regulation of DNA-templated transcription; DNA-templated transcription. Lineage: Eukaryota; Viridiplantae; Streptophyta; Magnoliopsida; Brassicales; Brassicaceae.
UGGGGAUGAGACUCUUAGGAAUAUAGCUUCAAUACAUAAACAACAAUAUACUCAAUAGCUAGCAACACUUAUUUUUUAAGUGUCACUAUAUUUCAUAAGAGCACUUGAGAAUAAUUCCACAAAUAGGCAAACGCACAAGCAAAGAGUUUGUGCGUUGUGUCUCAUUAAUUCAUCUUUCUUCGAAAUUCUUUGUUUUCAUUGUAUUCGAAUAUAAUACAUUAACAUAUCGUUCUUUUUGUUGAAAUUAUAGCAAUAUCAUGUAAUACGUCGACAGUAUGUUAAAAGAAAAUUCACAAAUCAAUCAUUCAACGGAUAAAACCUCUUAAGUGGAACGAGUGGAUACGUCCACUAUCACGUGAAUGGUAUCACUUUAACACAUGACAUGUAUACUAUUGGUACGAAUGUCUGUAACACACGAGUUUAUAAAAUAUUAUAUUACUUUUGUUUACUGGUGUUUUGUGUUCGGAGAGCAUAUUGGAAAGUAAACCUCACAUCAUGAUGUAUGAGGACAUACUCAAUCAUAUGAUGUCAGGCAAACAAUGCAAUACGUGAACAUGAUUUAUAAAACGUAUGAAAUCUUAUGCACCAAAUCACAUAUUGUGAUUAGAAUUAAAAGCAAAGAGGCAAGUGGCCAGAAGAAGUUGGGUCACACAAAUGUCUCCUAUGCGACUUGAAGAGCCAAUCUUUUCUAAAUCAUAUAUAUUGUAAUAUUCUUUGUCAGCUGAUUCCUUCGCAAAAUGAAGUUCGUUUUUUUUUCAGUAUAUAAUAUUAUGAAAUACGAACAAGACGAAUAUGUGAUUUUUUUUAAAAAAGUUGUGGCAUUUUUUUAAUAAUAAUACAUCAAUGUUUUUGUUCGAGCUACAAGCCAUUAAUUUCCUUCUGUGAGCAUAAACAAAAUAUCAUGCCUUAAAAAAAUUAAAAGAAAUACUAAAGGAACUACAUUACACAAGCAUUGCUUGGCAGAGCUAAAACCUUCAAAUAUUACAUGAUUGAUCGAAAUAAAUGAUUAUGAACAUAUAAUCACUUAUCUUUUGGUCUAAAUAUUAGUGGUACUUUUGUUUGGAUGGUGUUUUAUAAAUUCCAAAAACAACAAAAGACUAUGAAGUAAAUAGAAUAAAAAUGUAAAAAAAAUCCAAUAUUGUAGUAAGUAUAUUCGGUUGUUUGCUAAUUGCGUAAAGACAAAAGUCACCGAAGAACCAACCAAACAAAAAGAGACGAACAUUUUAAAAAUUCUGUCUAAAUGUCUCUCUCUUUUUAAGUUGUCGUCUUCUCGCAUAUGAUUCUUCUUCUUCUUCCUCGAGAUGACAAGACUAGAGAAAGAGAUUCUAUCAGACCGAUCAUAACUGCUGUUUUUCUGGGCUUUUCCGUCAGGUUUCGUCGCUGAAAGUGAAAAAACUCCAUUGCUUUUGGUUUCAUUUCAUGGUUUCCGCGGGAAAAGUUCGCCUUCCCUUUUGACGCAAAAGACGAGAAGAAGUUGAGGAAACAUGAACACAACAACUUCCACACAUUUUGUUCCACCGACAAGGUUUGAAAUCUACGACCCACUCAACCAAAUAGGUACUAUGUGGGAAGAAAGCUUCAAGAACAAUGGAGGAGGCUUCUAUACUCCCAACUCUAUCAUCAUCCCCACGAACCAAAAACCAUACAGCUUGAGUGAAGAUGGAACAGAAGGAACUCCUCACAAGUUUGACCAAGAGGCUUCCACAUCUAGACAUCCUGAUAAGACACAGAGACGGCUUGCACAGAAUCGUGAGGCAGCUAAGAAAAGUCGUCUUCGCAAGAAAGCUUAUGUUCAGCAGCUAGAGACAAGCCGGUUGAAGCUAAUUCACUUAGAGCAAGAACUUGAUCGUGCUAGACAGCAGGGUUUCUAUGCGAGUAACCGUGUAGAUACUAAUGCCCUUAGUUUCUCAGAUAACAUGUGCUCAGGUAUAGUUGCAUUUGAGAUGGAGUAUGGACACUGGGUGGAAGAACAGAACAGGCAGAUAAGCGAGCUAAGAACUGUUUUAAACGGACAAGUCAGCGAUAUUGAGCUUCGUUUGCUAGUUGACAAUGCCAUGAAACAUUACUUUCAACUCUUCCGAAUGAAGUCAGCCGCUGCAAAACUAGAUGUCUUCUACAUCAUGUCGGGAAUGUGGAAAACUUCAGCAGAGCGGUUUUUCUUGUGGAUAGGUGGGUUUAGACCCUCAGAGCUUCUCAAGGUUUUGUUACCGCAUUUUGAUCCUAUGAUGGAUCAACAAGUUUUGGAUGUAUGUAACUUGAGGCAAUCAUGUCAACAAGCGGAAGAUGCUGUAUCUCAAGGUAUGGAGAAACUGCAACAUACGUUAGCAGAGAGUGUAGCAGCUGGGGAACUCGGUGAAGGAAGUUAUGUUCCUCAAAUAACUUCUGCUAUGGAGAGAUUGGAGGCUUUGGUCAGCUUUGUUAAUCAGGCUGAUCAUUUGAGACAUGAGACAUUGCAACAGAUGCAUCGGAUCUUAACCACAAGACAAGCGGCUAGAGGAUUGUUAGCAUUAGGUGAAUAUUUUCAACGGCUUAGAGCUUUAAGCUCGAGUUGGGAAACUCGGCAACGUGAACCAACUUAAGCAAAGAGAUUAAAUUUCAAGAACAAGAACAUAAGCUUGUGUCUGAUGAUAGUAUAAUAAUUAUUCUUCUCUUGCGGCUUUGAGGAAAGUUAUAAAUAUGAUCAGCAACGUAAAGCUUGUGGCUUUAGAAACCCAAGCUGUAAACAUGUAUGAUUUGCUUGUUGUAUAUUAUAUGUUAUAGUGUGAUGUUUAUAAUAAUUACGGAAUCAUAUAAUCACACAAAUAGGAGGAAAGAAAAAUUGAUCAGAAGAUAUAUGUUGAAUGGCCGCAUAGGAUCUUUAAUUUAUAUUACUUUAGUGGACAAUAUAAGAGAAAGUAGAAAGUUGCUAAAAAAAGAAGUAAAAGAAAAGGAAGUAGAUCAGAAGAUAAAAGACAAAUUUUCUCUACGAAACUCAAUUAUCUGGACAACUCUUUGGAUGCUUUUCUUUGAGUUUGAACAAAAGCUUGAAGCCUCACAACACGAGGCAAGUCAUUGAACACUUGCCAUACUUGAAAUUGAAUGUGUUCUUAUUGUUGUUCCACUUUACACAUACUCAUAAGAUGAUCCAUACCUAAUGUGUGUUUUUCAAAGUAUAUACAGUUUUAUCAAGUUUUAUGUGCUAGUACAAUCAUAGUACAUCAUUAUGUAUGUUAUAUGUUUCCCUACAUAUAUGAAACUUAGUUGGUAUCUAAAUAUUGUAUGGUCAUGAGAUAAGGGUUUUUAGGACAAGAUUUCAAGAAAUGGUCACAUGAAUGAGUAGUUGAAUUAACUGAAAAAUGUGAGCAUUAAAAAGACAAGGCAAACGACUUACAAUCUCUUAUAAUCUCCAUCAUCUUAUAACGAAAAUAAAUCAAAUAAAUACAACAUAAAUUAAUCUUAUAUUCUAUUGUUUCAUUCUCACUUUAAUUACUUUUGAGAUAUUAUUCUUUUCUCAGAUUUUUCUAAUGUUUCUUUUUAUAAUUAGUAAAAUAUCAUUUUGAGUAUCUUUCAGUGAAAUUGCUCUAAGAAGCUAAUCAAGAUACAAUAAGUUCAAAUAUCAACUAAACUAAUUACAUAUUUCAUCCACUAAAAUGAUCCAAAUGAUCCAUUGUAUCAAGAGUUGUUAGGAUCAAAAGUUUCCCCUCGUGAUGUGCUACUAUAGUUUUAACAAUCUUGGCACUUUUUGGAGAUCUUCAACGAACUCCAACUCGUUCACGCCUCUCUCAGUUUCAUCCAACUCGUUCACGCCUCCCUUAGUUUCAUGUUCUUCCUCUUAUUGAGGUGGUUGAUAAUUACAUGUUUGAUGGGUACAUGAUAAUGAUGAAUGAUCAUAAGAUUGCAAAACUAUUCACUCAAUGCAUACCACUUGCGUGAUUCUUUGCGUUCUGAAGAUAUUUCUCAGGUCAAAUCCCAGGUUUUUUCACAGAAUGAUCGAAGGUGAAAAAGAAUCAACAAGAUCAGCUUCCGACGACCAAUACCGCUACUUUCAAUCCUCACCAAGCAGGUUCAGUGGUCUAAGGGACUUGGAUGAGGGGGUGAUGGGGUGGGAUGGGGAGGAGAAUAAAAAUUGACGAUUGAACGAUUUUAAACUUAUAUCUUUAAAAAUGUUUUACAGAAAAAUAUAAUUUUUUUAUUUUUGUGCAAUAAUUCAAAACAUCAUAUAUUAUGAAACAUGGAGAAUAUAAUUCUUAGAAUUGUUUCGAAAUUUGUAAAUACCAUUUUAUGAACAGUGGCUUUUGUUAAUAAAAACUUUCACUUUAUGAUAACCAGAAUAAACCGGAGUAUUUCUAAGUUUGUUUUACCAUAAACUUUGUUUAUUUAAAUAUAUUUGUGUCUUUAACCACUUCAAGCGUAAUAAUCAUUAUAUUUUGGAAUUUCAAAUCCAUGGUUAGAUAGAGAUAGAGACCUUAUUAAUCGCCAAGCAGCAAAAUUGGUAACAAAGAGUUCUGCCUAGAAAUCUCAAAGUGUGGUAGCCUCCAUGAAUUCAGUUGAUGAGUAGAAAGAGUCCAUGGUAAAGUAUAAAACAAAACCAUAAAAAAAUGUGGUGUUGGUGUGUUUUGUGCAUAGGUUAAAAGCGUUAGUAGCAAUACCAAAGGUGUAGCCAGUAUACAUAGUACAUCCCUUCUUAAUGUUUAUAUGGAUCCUAACAAAUCGAAACAUGAGAAGGAGUUGCUUCUAAAGGACUUGAAGUUAGAAGGGUUAACAGGGUAGACAGAAACUUGGGAAAAAGUUGAUUCUAAGCCGAUACACACUUCUCAUGUCUACGGUUGGAGCACUUAAGACUGAUAAAGUGGAGAACGGUCCUUCGCAGAUUUAUUCUCCACAUAACUUGGACUAGAGCUUUGUCAGCCAAAACAGUAGACAUCACUUCGUAGUUCGUAGUUAAGGAGAUUAGAUUGUUGGUGAGUGGAUUUUAAACAAGAACAUAAGCCUGGUGUUUUAUAUGGUAAUAAGAUGAUGAUGAUUCUUUUCUUGUGGCUUUGAGGAAUGUUGUAAAUGUGAUCAGCAACGUGAAGGUUGUUGCUUUGGAAACCAAGUUCUCUACAGUUGGUUUUUUAUGUAAUAUUAUAUAUAAUCGCUUGUGAUGAUGUUUAUAAUAAUUACCGUAUCAUAUAAUCACACAAUAGGAGGAAAGAAAAAAUGAUUUAAAUUUAAGAAAAUCAAUAAACCAAACCCAAACCCAAACUUUGUUCUGUCAGAAUCAAUGGGAUCAGUUUUUCUUCUACCUUUACAAAGGGAGGGAAAAAUAAUCGACAAAAUAUAAAAAUGUAAGAACACCUGAGGAUCUGAAUCAUCUGAUCAAACUACUAAAGAAACAUAAAACCAGAAAAAAUGGGAUGAUGGAUGAAGACAUAUCCAUGGAGAUAUACAAAAGAACAAAAAAAAAACAAA